AUGUCGUUUAAUCAGUUCCGAAUUUCUACGUCGCCGUUCGGUAGCAGUUACCACUCACUCCGAGGUCUGAGGUACAAGUCCAUCGAAGAAGAAUGCGUCUUCUUUGAUGAAAUGGAAUUCGUAAUUACGAAAAAUCCCGUUAAUUUUCUUCACUCUAAGUCAUUGUGCUCGCUUGUUCUAUUGCGUGUUCCUUUCCUCGCACGCAAUUUUCUCCGCACAAAAUGGACUUGCAGCUCCAAACCCCUCAGGUUUUCGUUUUCUUCAUUAAGAGCUUCGUGCGCUUCUUCCUCAACUGUUUAUGGAGGUUGGGACGAUUUCGGCGGUUCAGACGUGCCUGGUGAGUUCGACGCGUUGCGCAAUUUCUUCGUUUCUAUUGGAAUCAAUGAUAGGAAAAACGUUUUCGUUUUCCUCUUUGGCCUUGUUUGCGCGAUGGCGAUUUCUAGAGUUAAGGUUUCUUCUAUCGUUGUCCUUCCUGCUUCUGCGUUGGUUUUUGCCAUUGGUUUCGCGGUAGGGUUUUUUCGAAAUGGAAUGUUCGGUGAUGUGAGGGCAAAUGGAAGUAAGAGGAGGGAGAAGGAGGAGAGUUCGAAGCUAUCUUAUGAGAAAUUGAAGAGUUUGGUGGAGUUUUUUUAUGAGCUUGAUGUUAUGGUUGAGAACUUGAAGAGUGAUGUGCAAAGUUCUAUUAGGAAAAAGCGGAUUCAAGUGGAUGAUUUUUAUGGUUACGUUGAAACCACAGAUAAGAUAAAAUUGUCAGCUUUGAAUGCUAGGGAUAUUUUGCAGAGUGUAGUUGAUAAUGAGGAAAACUCUAGCGGCGUUUUGGUUGAGAACCAUAAGAUUAGUAGAAGAAAAAAACAAGUUGGAGAAACUGGGAACCAGAUGCUACAGUCUAUUGGCAAAUUGUUUGUGGAAAAUUUGCUUAGCUCCAAUUCCACCAAAGUCAGAGAAAAUGUUAAGCAAGAAAGAGUGGAUAAAGCAUUGGAUCAAGCUCGAGGGACUGGUACGGUGCCUCCAGUUGAAGGCAGUGCUUCAAAUUUGGUUGUUGAUCAUAAUAAAGGAAAUAGUAAGAUGGAUCCUUCUCCAGACUCGUCUGUUAACUCUGUUUUGGAUAGGGACAAAAAUGGAAGAAUAAUAACUACUCCUGAGGGAGAAAAUUUUGGCUUAGGGGACAUUCAUGGAAGGACUAAGAAAUUCCAUGAUGAUAAAGAGUAUAGUUACCAGAAUAAAGGAUUGAGGUUCACAAAUAAUCAUAGCUUCUCUUUGAAGAUGGAUUCCAGCAGUGUAACAGAUAUGUGGGAAUCCCAUGACAAUCGACUUGAUUCUGAAAGCUUUAAAGUCAGAAUGCAACGCAUGGAAAGUGAGUCGUCCUUUUUGCAUGAGCAGUUACUCAAUCGAGGUCAUGAAACUUUCAGGUCUUCUCGUGACCUGAGGGAAGGUGGGUUUGACAGGUCUCAGUAUAAAGAUGAUACAGUGAAUUACGAUGAUCAUUGCCAUCUUGCCGAUGACUUGUCUGCACAUGAGAAUGAAUUCACUACCCCUUCAUCUGAGAAAAUUUCAGAUGACAUGAUGUUUGAUAGGUAUGUUGCUGAAUCAACAGAUCUUCUAAAACAAGCAAAAGAGUUUAUAAAGGGUAGGUAUGGUGAAGAGCAAGCUGAAAUGAUGUUAUACAGGUCUGCAAACUUACUAUCCAAAGCUGUGGCGUUGAAGCCUAUGAGUUUGUUGGCUGUAGGCCAGCUAGGAAACACUUAUCUUCUUCAUGGAGAAUUAAAGUUGAAGAUUAGUCGUGAGUUGAGAACUCUUCUUUCUGGGAGCAUCCAACCAUCAUCUGGAAAACAUAGAAUAUUGAAGGGACUGAGGAAUAAAAUCACUAGUAAAGACGAAGUUGCACCUUUACUUAUUGAUGUUUGUGAAGAGUGUGAAGAGCUACUAGUGGAGGCAGGCAGAAAGUAUAGGCUGGCAUUGUCAAUUGAUGCAAAUGAUGUUAGAGCACUAUACAAUUGGGGCCUUGCUCUUUCUUUCCGUGGCCAAUUGAUAGCAGAUAUUGGUCCGGGUGCAGCUUUUGAGGCUGAAAGAGUAUUCCUGGCUGCAAUUGACAAGUUUGAUGCUAUGCUGUUAAAAGGCAAAGUUUAUGCACCAGAUGCUUUGUUCAGAUGGGGUGUUGCAUUGCAACAGAGAUCUCGCUUAAGACCAGGAAGUAGUAAAGAGAAGGUGAAGUUACUGCAGCAGGCUAAAAGGCUAUAUGAAGAUGCCCUUGAUAUGGACUCCAAUAACAUGCAAGUGAAAGACGCCUUAUCCUCGUGUGUAGCUGAGCUUAAUUAUCGACAGUUUUAGCCAAUAAUGGAAAGAGUUACCCAGAAGAAUCAUUUUGCUUUCAAUCUCUUAUUUGCACUAUGUUAUAUCUGCCUUGGAUCAAGCACCAACUGCAGGUAUUUUUUGCAUAGUUGGCUGACGCAAACGAGUUAUGAUUUGUAUUAAUUAUUCCUAGAAUAAAAAAGGAUCGCACGUAAAAUUGGGGUAAUACCAAGGAUAGAAUGAAACCAUUUUCUUUACAUAUUUCUAUCCUAAAAUUCCUGUGAACACAAAUGCCAGGACUUUUCAUUAUCGGUAUAGAAAUAAUAUUUGAUUAUGCGCAAUCGUGGACACGCACAGUUGCUCUGUUGUGAUGCAUACUUGUGUGAUUACCAUUCUUCUAAAUUUGACGCACGUCC
Messenger RNA from Abrus precatorius (Indian licorice), 2702 nucleotides. RefSeq lists its product as uncharacterized. Bases 1 to 2325 code for a protein of 774 amino acids. The record is from RefSeq and is a predicted model, not a curated record. The transcript is spliced from 3 exons. Lineage: Eukaryota; Viridiplantae; Streptophyta; Magnoliopsida; Fabales; Fabaceae. Gene Ontology annotation, molecular function: protein binding.